CUGCAGGCAACUGGUGUGCUUCGGCCGAGGAACAGAAUGGACAUCGAGGCCCUACUCAACCCACCUGAGGAGUCGUGGAUAAUGGAGGAGACAAGAGAUGAAGAAAUCUGUCAGGCUGUGUUAGCAGCAAGAAAUGUUCAGGAGGAAGGGCCCAUCAAUGGUGGGGAUGAUGAUGUUGAGGAUGACUCACCACUCGAACCCUAUCCAACACAUCGCGAGGUGUUUCAGGCAGCAUCCAUCAUCAACAGGUAUAUUGAGCAUCUUGACAAUCCCCUUGCACGCAAGCUCGAAGCAAUUUUAGCCUCUUUCGGACGUCAAAUACAUUCAGAGGAAUCCAGGUCAAUGUCUUCCACUCACCUCACUGAUUAUUUC
Messenger RNA from Suillus plorans, 372 nucleotides. RefSeq lists its product as uncharacterized. The record is from RefSeq and is a predicted model, not a curated record. Lineage: Eukaryota; Fungi; Basidiomycota; Agaricomycetes; Boletales; Suillaceae. The annotation marks the transcript as partial. The transcript has a single exon.